AUGCCUUCGCAAAUCAGAUCCUGCUUGCGCGUGGCAAGGCAAGUCGCUACUCGACAGAAUAAGCACCAGCAAUUCCUCGCCCGCGCAUUCUCCAGCUCCGUCCGACGAUGCGAAAUUAACAAAGUCUUUCCCUCCGCUGAGGAAGCUAUCAAAGAUCUCAAGUCAAACUCAACCGUCCUAGCCGGCGGAUUCGGUCUAUGCGGUGUUCCCGACACACUCAUCAAUGCUGUCCGCGCCAAACCUGAGAUCACAGGCCUGACCGCCGUAAGCAACAAUGCCGGUGUCGACGGGUCUGGACUAGGCUUGCUGCUUGCCAGUAAACAGAUUAAGAAGAUGGUUGCAAGCUACGUCGGCGAAAACAAGACCUUUGAGCGCAUGUACUUGAGUGGCGAGAUUGAGUUGGAGUUGACUCCUCAAGGCACACUGGCCGAACGAUGCCGUGCGGGCGGCGCAGGAAUUCCUGCCUUCUAUACACCAGCCGCUUUCGGGACGGUCGUGCAGACAGGUGAACUGCCCCUAAAACAUAACAGUGAUGGCACCGUGGCCCUGUACGGCGCACCCCGCGACGUCAAAGUCUUUGACGGCAAGAGCUACGUUAUGGAAGAAGCCAUCAAGGGCGACUAUGCGUUCGUCAAGGCCUGGAAGGCAGAUAAACUUGGCAACUGUCAAUUCCGCUACGCCGCAGCCAACUUUAACGGCGCCAUGGGCCGAAAUGCGAAAAUGACCAUCGUCGAGGCAGAGCAAAUCGUCGAAGUUGGCGAGAUUGAGCCUGCUGCUGUCCAUCUACCGGGUAUCUACGUGAAGCGCGUGAUUCAGAGCACAGAAGAAAAGCGCAUUGAGAAACGCACAUUCGCCAAGGAGGAUGGCGAUGACAUGUCCGCCCUCGGCAAGGGUGAUACCGCCAACAAGCGCGAGCGAAUUGUGCGACGCGCUGCGAAGGAGUUCAAGAAUGGCAUGUAUGCGAACUUGGGUAUUGGGAUGCCCAUGUUGGCGCCCAGCUUUGUUGACCCGUCUGUUGAGGUUAUGCUACAGUCGGAGAAUGGUAUUCUCGGAUUAGGCCCGUAUCCCAAGCAGGGUUUGGAAGAUCCGGAUCUUAUUAAUGCUGGCAAGGAGACUGUGACCCUUUUGCCGGGAGCUGCUGUGUUUGGUAGUGAUGAGUCUUUUGGUAUGAUUCGUUCGGGGCGGAUUGAUUUGACUAUCCUUGGAGCGAUGCAAGUCAGCGCUCGAGGCGAUCUUGCGAACUGGAUGCUUCCUGGCAAAAUCAAGGGUUUUGGUGGCGCCAUGGAUCUCGUCUCCAACCCCGAGGCGACCAAAGUGGUUGUAACAAUGGAGCACACAGAUAAAAAGGGUAACCCCAAGAUCUUGAAGCAAUGCGAAUUCCCAUUGACGGGCAAGGCCUGUGUCAGCCGCAUCAUUACUGAAUUGGCUGUCUUUGAUGUUGAUUUCACUGACGGCUUGACUUUGAUUGAGGUUGCUGAUGGAGUCACCGUUGAGGAGGUUAAGGCUAAGACUGGAGCUCCGUUCAAGGUUGCUGAUGAUUUGAAGACGAUGUUGUAA
Talaromyces amestolkiae is the source of this 1557-nucleotide messenger RNA. RefSeq lists its product as uncharacterized. The coding region runs from base 1 to 1557 and encodes 518 amino acids. The transcript is spliced from 3 exons. NCBI's taxonomy places the organism in Eukaryota, Fungi, Ascomycota, Eurotiomycetes, Eurotiales, Trichocomaceae. Gene Ontology annotation, biological process: ketone body catabolic process. Gene Ontology annotation, molecular function: succinyl-CoA:3-oxo-acid CoA-transferase activity. The record is from RefSeq and is a predicted model, not a curated record.